Molecule: messenger RNA, 1053 nt
Organism: Lactuca virosa
Lineage: Eukaryota; Viridiplantae; Streptophyta; Magnoliopsida; Asterales; Asteraceae
Source: the annotation of a GenBank genome assembly
AUGGUUGAACCCAUGGCCAUGAACAUAUGUGGGGAUUGUAAGUUUUUGUUUGUGGAGGACACAGACACCCUCACACUCACACAACACUCAACUCCUACCACAAGGUACAACAGCAGUCCAGAAUCUAUAGAAAAUAUAUUAUCACAAGAAUUUCCAGAUAUGAUCAAUCUAGCCAGACAUAUGCAGCCUAUAGUCUCUGAUCAUGACCAUGGGUAUCAAUCCAGAUCAAGACAAUGGAGGAGAGUUUUAUCUGAUACGGAAAGUGAUGACUUUGAUUCUGUUUUUGAGGAAACUGAUAUCUUUCCAUAUUCUAAUUCCAAUUCUGGAAGUUAUGACACAGAUUCAGACUCCAUCCACGGUGAUCUUAACCAAUGGAACUCUGAUGAUGAUGAUGAUGAUGGUGAUGGUGAAAACACACAUGGAAGUUUGUUGGGUGGGGCUCGGCUGCACAGAUCAUUGGCGACAAAUGGACGGAAUCUCUCGGUGGAUUGGCUUAGGGAGGUUCUGUCUCCCGAGGCCGGAAUCGGAAUAGGAAUCAGUGAAAGGAGAGGAAUUGAUGGUAACUUGGAGGAGCAAGUGACAUGGCGUAGUGUUGGAGAGUAUCUUGAUGGUGAGAUUGAUAGAGGGGCGCCUCCUGCAUCAGCUUCAUUUGUGAAGAAUCUUGAACAUGUGGUGGUUGGAGAUGAUGACGUGGAGGGUUUGGGUUUGGUGUGUGUGAUUUGUAAGGAUAGUGUGUGUGUUGGGAGUGUAGUGAAUCGACUUCCUUGUUUACAUGUGUACCAUUCUUCAUGUAUUACACCAUGGUUAAAUGCACACAAUACUUGUCCCCUUUGUAGAUACGAGCUUCCGACAGAUAGUGACAGGAGGAGACCAGACAGAAGCCAUGCAUUGGUGGGGCGGAGUGAGAACGUGAGUGGUGGUGGUAGAGGAGGAGGGUGGUGGUUUGUGGUGGCUCCGCUAGUGAGUGUGGUGAGUAUUGGUCUUAUACUGUGGUUGGGGGGAAGGAGUAGUGGAAUGGAGAACAGAAGCAGGAGAUGGUGGUCUCUCUUGUAG